Molecule: messenger RNA, 978 nt
Organism: Spirodela intermedia
Lineage: Eukaryota; Viridiplantae; Streptophyta; Magnoliopsida; Alismatales; Araceae
Source: the annotation of a GenBank genome assembly
AUGACACAGCUUAGGUGAACCAGCAAAUGUGACCCAGCCACUCUUAUCUUACUUGGGAAACACGACCUCGUCGAAGGACUUCCGGUGGCAUAUUGACAUACUUUAGAAAAGCUGCUGCAUGUCCUCGCCACCAAUUAUCACCUUCCAGCAUGGGACGCCUGUGAAGAUGACAAACUAUAUGACUAGAAGCAAAUGCCAAUCAGGACAUUACACAAGUCACAUGACAAUAUUUCAUCAAUAUAAUAUUUCCUAGGAAUUAAAAAAAUACAUGAAUUUUAUUAAAUGAAAUAUUUAAUGCACUCUCUGUUAUAAAAUGACAUGCAAUUAAUCAGGGAUCAUUUAUGUCUAAGAUCAAUUUAUUUUUUAGAAGAUUUCUGGGUGACAUGCCUGAUCAGCCGUCUAGAAGAGGGCAACAAGUUCCAGUCCGUGGUAAUUUUUUGACAGGAGAUGGCUGUCGGAAGUACUAUCACAUCAAUGAAGAGGUAAAAGGUUACAUUCUCGGAUUCAUAGGUUAUGUUCAUGCAGCGAGCGAGGGGAGCGAAUCUUUGCUUAAGAAGGACACAUGCUCUAAGGCGAGCAACUAUCAGACAUAUAUUGAGUCAUAACUGCUACGCCACAAAGCAAAAUAUUGAAAAACAUUGAGAAUUAGCGAGUUUAUGCACCUAAAGCAAAAAACAUUUGCGGUAUGAUGGAAGUAUUGCAUUUCACGACUCAAUAGAAAGUAUACCUGCAGCGCAUCCAUGGAGUUAGAACUCCCUGCCUAUAGAGCCAUGCACAUGGAAAAAAAAUUGGAUUCCUCCCAAAAUCAAGCAGUAGGCCCUGUAUGAUAACACAAUCAAAUAAAUACCAUUAUCUUAUGAGACAUAAAAGCAAGUUCAAGAAAACAACCGUGUAGGCAGCUUCAGCGAAUUGAUGCAACACAGCAGCCUCUUGAAUAAGUGCUUCUGGUGCCUCCACAGGUUCCUUACCAAAAUUUGA